Messenger RNA from Myotis davidii, 696 nucleotides. It is a transcript of the gene SAR1A, whose product is annotated as secretion associated Ras related GTPase 1A. Gene Ontology annotation, cellular component: endoplasmic reticulum exit site; COPII vesicle coat. The coding region runs from base 51 to 647 and encodes 198 amino acids. The record is from RefSeq and is a predicted model, not a curated record. Gene Ontology annotation, molecular function: GTPase activity; GTP binding. NCBI's taxonomy places the organism in Eukaryota, Metazoa, Chordata, Mammalia, Chiroptera, Vespertilionidae. The transcript is spliced from 6 exons. Gene Ontology annotation, biological process: membrane organization; intracellular protein transport; endoplasmic reticulum to Golgi vesicle-mediated transport.
AAGCUAAUGUUUGCUGUUUCCAUAUUUUAUACAGGUAGUAAGCAUUAAUAAUGUCUUUCAUCUUUGAGUGGAUCUACAAUGGCUUCAGCAGUGUGCUCCAGUUCCUAGGACUCUACAAGAAAUCUGGGAAACUUGUAUUCUUGGGUUUGGACAAUGCAGGCAAAACCACUCUUCUACACAUGCUCAAAGAUGACAGAUUGGGCCAACAUGUUCCAACAUUACAUCCGACAUCAGAAGAGCUGACAAUUGCUGGAAUGACUUUUACAACUUUUGACCUUGGUGGGCAUGAGCAAGCACGUCGGGUUUGGAAAAAUUAUCUCCCAGCAAUUAAUGGGAUUGUCUUUCUGGUGGAUUGUGCAGAUCAUCCUCGCCUCAUGGAAUCCAAAGUUGAACUUAAUGCUUUAAUGACUGAUGAAACAAUAUCCAAUGUGCCAAUCCUUAUCUUGGGUAACAAAAUUGACAGAGCAGAUGCAAUUAGUGAAGAAAAACUCCGUGAGAUAUUUGGGCUUUAUGGACAGACCACAGGGAAGGGAAAUGUGACCCUGAAGGAGCUGAACGCCCGCCCCAUGGAAGUGUUCAUGUGCAGUGUGCUCAAGAGGCAAGGCUACGGCGAGGGCUUCCGCUGGCUCUCCCAGUAUAUUGACUGAUGUAUGGACAGUGAAAAUAAAAGAGUUUUACUUCUCUGGACUGAUCCUA